AUGUCACUUCCCGGCGCCAAGCCGAAGCUGCCGGUUGCAGUUGAGAAGCCCACCCCAUACACCUUUGAUCUCGGCCUCCUCCUCGCCCAGGACCCCAACUCCAUCACACUCGACCACUCCUCUCUCGAGCAGUCCCUCGCCGAGGUCGCCCGCGACGGCGCCCAAGCCCUCAUCAACCAGCUCCUAACCGCCUGCCCGCUGACCACCACCAACGACGGCGUCCUCCUCUCGCUGCCGGCCCCCGCCACGCCCCUCCCGCGCGAGAAGCCCGUCCCCGAGGCUAAGCCGCCCACGAAAUGGGAGCGCUUCGCCGCCAAGAAGGGCAUCAAGCCCAAGACGAGGGAGCAGCGCAAGAACCUCGCUUUUGACGAGGAGAGCGGCGAGUGGAAGAGAAAAUGGGGCUACAAGGGCAUGAACAAAAAGGGUGAAGAUGACUGGCUCGUCGAAAUCGACCCUAAGAAGGAGAUGGAGAGAAAGGAGGGCACAAGCGUGAGGGGAGACGGCAGGCGGGAUAGAAAGGAGAGGAUCAAGCGCAACGAGAGAAAGAUGAGGAAGAAUGACCGGCAUGCGGAGGCCAAGCCUGGCCAACGAAGCUGA
Molecule: messenger RNA, 597 nt
Organism: Hirsutella rhossiliensis
Lineage: Eukaryota; Fungi; Ascomycota; Sordariomycetes; Hypocreales; Ophiocordycipitaceae
Product: ribosome biogenesis regulatory protein (RRS1) domain-containing protein
Exons: 1
Coding region: 1-597 (198 amino acids)
Biological process (GO): ribosomal large subunit biogenesis; ribosome biogenesis; ribosomal large subunit export from nucleus
Cellular component (GO): nucleus; nucleolus; preribosome, large subunit precursor
Molecular function (GO): protein binding
Source: RefSeq, a predicted model, not a curated record